Molecule: messenger RNA, 1585 nt
Organism: Chironomus riparius
Lineage: Eukaryota; Metazoa; Arthropoda; Insecta; Diptera; Chironomidae
Source: the annotation of a GenBank genome assembly
AGUCAGUUGUGGAAGCUAUGGAAUCUUUUAACAAAAAAUUUCGCCUAAUAUUCGACGUGAAUGGAAUUACUCUUGAUGAAACUGGAAAAGAAGUUAGUGUUAAGAAGGAAAACACCUAUACAUUACAGGAAUUACCACCAUUUUUAUACGUUGUUGCGUCAUCAAAACUAAAAGCUCUUAAAAAAGCAAUUCCUUUGGAUUAUUUUUCAAUAAACAAAUCAGAUCAUUAUCAAAAAAUUAAUGGAGAAUUCUGUUAAAUAGAUGGAAGAAAUCAAGUAAUUCAAAAAAUAUCAUGGAAGUUAAUACAUACUGCAGCGAUUCUUCUGACUUUAUCAACUUGUCCAUCGCUUUUACGACGGGAUUACAUAAAUUGCAGUCAUUGAAUGAAUUGAACACUAGUUUCCUUCAUUUAGUUCUCAUAAAAUCCAAAUCAUUAUUAAAUGAUUGUGAUAACGUACGAUUGGAGCCGCUGUCAGAUUUUCCGGAUGAAAUGCUGCCUAACACUGCAUACAAAAUUAAUAACAAUAAUAACAGUUGCUGCAUUCUUGUUUUCUUCGAACGAAGAAUUAUUGAAAAAUUAACAGUCAUUUGCAACCAAGGAUAUUUAAUAUUGACGGAAAAAAAUGGAAAGUUAACAUUGGUGAAAUAUGAUGAUAAAAAAAUUGUUCUCAAUUAUUUAAACAAGGAGAAUAUGAAUACCUGGAUUCAAGUUAAUUUAGAAGAGAUUCCAAUGGAAGUGGAUCAGAUAAAUGAAGAAAGCAAAGAUUGCUCAAUACAGCAAGGAUCUCAAAAUAUGUCGACUAUUGACAAAUCACCUGAAGUUCAGCAGCGUAAUAACCAUGAAAAUUGUUUAGAUAUGAAUAUAACAUUUACACCAGAGAUAUCAAUGGAUGAGAUAAAUAGAAUGUAUCCAGAUGCAUGCAAUUUUUUCCAACAAAACAUAGUUAUCAAGGGAAAUGGACAUGAACUGCUUAAUAAUUCAGGGCAUGUUAAAAACAUUUCAACACAACAUUGGAAGAACAGCACAUUCGGACCAUUUAAAUUGCAUAAUACAUGUCCUGGUCCAAACAAAAUUUAUAAGUGUCCAAUUCCAAACUGUUAUGAGAAAAUGACUUACUGGUCAUUAACUACAGCACAUCUAGAAAAUCAUCAUGGAUACGAAAAGUUCCUUUGUCCUAUUGGAUUUCCCAGACACAUUGUCCCUGUUGUUUGCAAUGAAAGGCACUCAAUGAUUAUUCACAUCAAAUAUGUUCAUGAUGGAUUAAAUGUGGAUCCAAUUAAGAUACAUACAAGACAAUUAACAUUUCCAUUCACAGUGCUUGCAUUAAAUUCACAUCUAAAACUGUUCGAAGCCGAAUUGAAUUUCACAAAAGAAAGAAUUGAAGCUUGUAAACUUAUAAAAGAAAGGGGCUUUACCGAACAUCCUGAUAUUAAGUGGAUUACUUUUAAUGACUUGACACAAAAAGAAAAAAUUAAAUUCAUGAGUGGUAUUAAAGAACGUCAUGAUGAAUCACAGGCGAAAGUAGUCCUUGCUGCGGCAAAUCUUCAUCCAUAUAAGUCACAAUAAAAAUUUUUAGUAAAACUA